AUGUCUGCAAAUUUGACGAUCAAUCUCAAACGGGCGAGUAAAGUCUACUAUGAAGGAGAAACAGUGGCUGGCGUGGUGGUUGUAGAUACCAAUGCGGACCUGCGUCACGAAGGACUCUCCUUAACAAUGGAGGGCUGUGUGAAUCUUCAAUUAAACACCAAAAGUGCUGGCAUUUUUGAUGCAUUUUCAAACACUAUAAAGCCAAUCACAUUAAUAAACACAACCAUCGAGUUAGCCGCAGCGGGUAAGAUUCCUGUCGGAGUGACAGAGAUACCAUUUGAGAUGCCUCUGGUCUCCAGACAGAACUCAAUAGCCCCCGCACUAUUGGAGACCUACCACGGAGUGUUUGUGAAUGUUAUAUACACCCUCAAGUGUGGCAUGAGGAGAUCCUUCCUUAACAAACAGCUCAACACUAGUUGUCAGUUUUUUGUACAACACAGACAUCAAGAGCGACCGGUAUCGAAGCCUGUGAGAUGUGAGAUCACGCCAGCAACGGUGAGGGGCGGAGCGCCCGCCGGGGGCUCCCGACACAUGCCGCACUUCCAACUAUAUGCUGAGAUUGAUUCUACUGUCUGCGCACUCGACCGACCUAUCACUGGCAAGGUCCGUGUGGACGAAUGUUCGGUGGCCAUCAAGUCUGUGGAGCUCCAACUAGUGAGGGUGGAGACUUGCGGACACGCUGAGGGGUUCUCAAGAGACGCGACAGAGGUCCAGAACAUUCAGGUAGUAUGCGGGGACCCGCGGCGCGCGUGUGACGUGCCGCUGUACGCUGUACUGCCGAGACUCUUCUCCUGCCCCACCACAGCUACACACGCCUUUAAAAUAGAGUUCGAGCUAAACAUAGCCGUCAUCUUCGAAGAUGAUUUCUUGGUCACUGAGAACUUCCCCAUACUGUUAGUGAGGAGCAAAUGA
Messenger RNA from Danaus chrysippus (African queen), 912 nucleotides. The record is from the annotation of a GenBank genome assembly. NCBI's taxonomy places the organism in Eukaryota, Metazoa, Arthropoda, Insecta, Lepidoptera, Nymphalidae.